Molecule: messenger RNA, 1852 nt
Organism: Trichoderma asperellum CBS 433.97
Lineage: Eukaryota; Fungi; Ascomycota; Sordariomycetes; Hypocreales; Hypocreaceae
Molecular function (GO): glucan endo-1,3-alpha-glucosidase activity
Source: RefSeq, a predicted model, not a curated record
CCAAAUCUUCUCGCAGUCACCUCUUUGGCACAUUCAUAAUGAAAUCGAUAGUAGGGGCUCUCCGCCGCGCUGGCUUGACCGCCUUCGCUGUGGCCGCAGCCUUGUCCUCCCUGGCUAGCGCCGAAGUCGAGGUCCGAUCUCUCGAAGAGCGUGCAGCUUCUGGCAACCGCCUGGUCUUUGCUCAUUUCAUGAUUGGCAUUGUUGGACAACGUACCGGCCCAAGCGACUAUGAUGCUGAUAUGCAGCGUGCCAAGGCCUAUGGCAUUGAUGCCUUUGCCUUGAACAUUGGUCUUGAUUCUUAUACCGACACGCAACUCGGCUAUGCUUAUCAGUCCGCCGCCAACAAUGGCAUGAAAGUCUUCCUUUCCUUUGACUUUAGCUAUUGGAGUACUUCCAACGGCACCGGCGUGGGCCAGAAGAUUGCUCAAUAUGCUGGCAACGCUGCCCAGCUCCAAGUCAAUGGCCGAGUCUUUGCCUCGUCCUUCAUUGGCGAUGGUCUCGAUGUUAAUGCCGUCCGCUCUGGUGCUGGCUCUAAUGUCUACUUUGUUCCCAACUUCCACCCUAACACCGAUACUUCUGCCAUUGAUGGUGCUUUGAACUGGCAGGCUUGGGACAGCAACGGCAACAACCGGGCUCCCUCCAAUGGUGUGAAUAUCACUGUUGCUGAAGGUGAUUCUGCUUACGAGAGCUGGCUCAACGGAAAGACUUAUCUCGCUCCCGUUUCUCCCUGGUUCUCUACCCACUUUUCUAGCAAGAACUGGGUCUUUCCCUCUGGUGAUCUGCUCUUCACCCGAUGGAACGAGGUCAUUCAACAGGGCUUCCCCAUGGUGGAGAUUGUCACUUGGAAUGAUUACGGCGAGUCUCAUUACGUCGGACCUCUCAGCUCUGAGCAUAGCGAUGAUGGCUCUUCCAAGUGGGCCAAUGAUAUGCCUCAUGACGGCUUCCUUGAUCUUUCCAAGCCUUUCAUUGCUGCCUAUAAGAAUGGCGACACUAAUGUUGCCAACUACAUCACCCAGGAUCAGGUUAUUUACUGGUACCGCCGAAACUUGAACAGCCUUAACUGCGAUUCUACUGAUUCCUUAGGUCGUCCUGAUGGUUACCAGACUUUGAGUGAUACCGUCUACGUUGUCACCCUCCUUAAGUCUGCCGGUACCCUCACUGUUAAGUCGGGUAGCAACUCCCAAACUUUCAACGCAGCUGCAGGCGCCAAUAUCUUUACUGUCCCUGCUGCCCUUGGUCAACAGACUUUCACUCUGGCACGUAACGGCGCGAAUGUGUUGUCUGGAACCUCGCUGAUGGAUAUUACUGCUGUUUGCACUUGUGGUCUUUACAACUUCAAUGCUUACGUCGGCACUCUCCCUGCUGGUUUCUCCGACCCUCUCCCUCCUGACGGUCUCACUCAGUUGACUGCCGGACUGCAGGUUACAACUUGCAAGCCUACCCCUUCACUGGGAACGAACCCUCCCACAAGCACAACUGGCGGCGGCUCUCCUGGCUCUCCCACGCCUACUAACUGCAAUGCCGGAACUGUGGCUCCGGGCGAGUCCGGAAACUUCACUGGCCUCUGCCAAUUCGCUUGCUCUUAUGGCUACUGCCCGCCGGGCCCUUGUGUCUGUACCAGCACUGGCCCUUCAACGCCACCACCGACGAAUGGCCGCAACGGCUGCCCAAUUGCCGGUGAACCAUCAUCUUACGAUGGUCUUUGCAGCUUUACCUGCAAUCACGGUUACUGCCCCGAAGGAGCUUGCCAAUACUGUUAAAACUUGAGCCAUUAUCAUUGUAGCCAUUUCUAAUAUGGCGUGUAUAUAAGAAGCCAUAAAUAAUAAAUCGCUAAAAAUCCACUUAUUCAUGG